This is a messenger RNA of Hevea brasiliensis (rubber tree), 2292 nucleotides long. Its product is annotated as receptor-like protein 46. The transcript has a single exon. Gene Ontology annotation, cellular component: plasma membrane. The coding region runs from base 1 to 2292 and encodes 763 amino acids. Lineage: Eukaryota; Viridiplantae; Streptophyta; Magnoliopsida; Malpighiales; Euphorbiaceae. Gene Ontology annotation, molecular function: protein binding. The record is from RefSeq and is a predicted model, not a curated record.
AUGGAUCUGCUUUAUGGCUUAGAGUCCUGGAACUCAACUUCUGAUGAUUGCUGUCAGUGGAAAUACGUCGCUUGUGAUUAUUUGCAAAAGGUGACUGCUCUUGAUCUCUCCAAUAUCACUUUCUUCCAACCCUUUAAGACUCUUGUGACUUCUGAUGUUUUAACUCCACUUUUUCGCCUGCAAACACUCUCUUCACUUCACAUUUGUAAAAUUGACAUACAUGGUGAAAUCUCAGGAGUUGGGUUUGCCAAUUUAACUAACCUUGUUGAACUUUUCAUGGAUGAAAACAGCUUCAAUGGGUCCAUUCCUCCUCAGUUAUUUUCUUUGAGGCAUUUAGAGCGUCUUGAUUUGAGUGAGAAUUUGAUUGGUGGCACAUUAGACAACAAUUUAGGAGAUCUUUCCAACUUGAAGGAGUUAUCCUUGGAUAAUAACUUAAUCCAAGGAAAGAUUCCUUUGCAGAUUGGAAAUCUCACUAAUUUGGAAGCAUUGUCUCUAAGUCACAACAAAUUAUCUGGAGCAAUUCCUUUACAGAUUGGUAACCUAUCCAAUGUUUUAACUCUUUAUUUAAAUGACAACAAUUUGUCAGGACAGAUUCCUCCAUCCAUUCAAAAGAUGGAACAAUUGCAAAUUCUUGCUUUAGAAAAUAAUUUACUCUCUGGUGACAUCCCAACAUGGCUGCUUGAUUUCAAGAACAUGCAGGAAUUGUAUCUUGGGGGAAAUAAACUUUCCUUGGGAAAGAUUAUCAUCGUGCCAAGAAGCAAAUUUUUUGUAUUGUCUUUGAGAUCUUGCAAUCUUUCAGGUGAAAUUCCAUUUUGGCUUUCCACUCAGACCUUUCUUUUAUACCUGGACUUGAGUGAGAAUAACCUGGAAGGAAACUUCCCUAAAUGGCUAGCAGAAAGCGAUAUCUUAUAUUUGAUUUUAUCAUCUAACAAGCUUUCAGGUUCUCUGCCAUCUCGCUUAUUUCAGUUUCAAAGGUUAUACAUUCUUAUCCUUUCAAGUAAUAAUUUCUCAGGACCAUUGCCGGAUACUAUUGGUGAAGCCAUCGGAAUGAGAAUACUCAUGUUGUCAAAUAACAAUUUCUCUGGAUCACUGCCUGCGUCCAUCUCAAACAUGCUUAAGCUAGAGUUGCUGGAUUUGUCAAGCAACCAAUUUUCAAGCAAUGAGUUUCCAAUUUUUAAUCCAAAUUCCUCACUGGUUUAUGCUGAUUUUUCCUUCAACAAAUUCUUUGGCAACGUUCCUGUUACUUUCCCAUUGACUACAGAAGUGAUUCUAUUAAGCCAUAAUCAUUUUUCUGGUUUCUUGCCUCAGUGUCUCACAAAUUUUAGCCAUAUGAAGUACCUUGAUUUCCAUGACAAUAACAUCAUAGGUGAAAUCCCAGUGUUUUUGACCGAGAUCUCUUCUCUUCACAUACUGAAUCUCAGAAAUAAUUUUCUCAAUGGGUCUAUUCCAAUUAACUUGUCAAGUCUUAGUGCUCUACAAAUACUUGAUCUCUCCAUUAACAACCUUGAUGGAAAAAUCCCACCUAGUCUAGGAAAUCUUACUGGAAUGAUUAAUGAUCAUGAUGAUUCCUCAUCAAGUAUCUUCAGUCAAAUUCCCUUCCCUUCCUUCUGGUUGCAAGAGAACCGUAAAUUAAAUGAUUUUAAGGGCUCCUGGCAAUUACAUGAUUUGGAAGUGUUUUGGAAGAAGUUGAAGCAAGGUUUACCUAGCCAACACCUUCAGAUGUAUACAUUUUUAGACCUAUCAAGCAACCAGUUAUCAGGAGAAAUUCCUGAUUGUUUAGGUGUUAUGAAAAAUUUGAAGUCAUUUAACUUAUCCAACAACAAACUCUCUGGAAAGAUACCAAUGAGUUUUGGUGAUUUGCAAAGCUUAGAGAGCCUGGAUUUAUCCCACAACAAUCUCAAUGGUGAAAUUCCUCAGACAUUGGCAAAGUUGUUGCAGCUUAGUUACUUGGACUUGAGUAACAAUAAAUUGGUAGGUCACAUCCCAAGCGGUCCUCAAAUGGAUAGGUUGAAUGAUCCAAAUUCAUACACCAACAACAGUGGAUUGUGUGGAUUGCAAAUCCAGAUACCAUGUGAGAGUGAGAAGUUCACACCUAAAACAAAGCAAAAACAGGGAAAGCCAAAGAAGAGAAAGAGUUGGGAGACAUGGUUUUCAUGGGGAAUGGCAGUGAUUGGAUAUUCUUCAGGAUUUUUUUCUACAAUUUUGGUUAUGUAUGUCAUCGGCUACUUCAAUGCUGCACCAUUGCAAGGUCGUAGACGCCACAUCAGACAUAAUACUCUUUUUUGUUUUUAA